AUGGAGAAGACUCGGAUAUCAAUCCACAUAUCUUUGAACACCGCCCCGACCGUCGGCCGGCCGCCCCCGAUUGCGUGCUGUUCUCUGGAGCAGGGUCAGGGUUUUCAUUCCUUUCCAUUUCAACAAAGGAUGGCCGAAGUUCCCAACAUGGCAGUGACGAUUGACCAACAGAUGCCAGCAGAAGCUCCUGUCCAGGAACCUGAACCUGUACCAGAGUCUCCAAAGAGAAGGAAAAGAAAAACCAGAGCAUCAGAACCCCAGGACCCCGUGGAACCCAAACAACCUGCUGGGUCAAAAAGAUCUGGCAAGUCCACAAAGUCAAAAGAGAAGCAAGAGAAGAUUACGGACGCGUUUAAAGUGAAGAGGAAAGUGGACCGCUUCAGCGGGGUUUCCGAAGCUGAGCUGCUCACCAAGACACUGCCCGUCAUCUUCACCUUCAAUCUGGACAUUGUGAUCAUUGGCAUCAACCCAGGACUGAUGGCUGCUUACAAAGGGCACCACUACCCUGGACCUGGAAACCAUUUCUGGAAGUGUCUGUUCAUAUCAGGACUGAGUGAGGUUCAGCUGAACCACAUGGAUGACCACACCUUACCCGGGAAGUACGGCAUCGGCUUCACCAACAUGGUGGAGAGGACGACGCCAGGCAGCAAGGAUCUGUCCAGUAAGGAAUUCCGGGAAGGCGGACGAAUCCUAGUGCAGAAACUGCAGAAAUACCAGCCACGAAUAGCGGUGUUUAAUGGAAAAUGUAUUUAUAAAAUUUUCAGUAAGCGAGUUUUUGGAGUAAAGGUUAAGAACUUGGAAUUUGGACUUCAACCCCACAAGAUCCCAGACACAGAAACCCUCUGCUACAUCAUGCCGUCUUCCAGUGCCAGGUGUGCCCAGUUUCCUCGCGCCCAGAACAAGGUGCAUUACUACAUUAAGCUGAAGGACUUAAGAGACGAGCUGAAGGGCAUUGAACGGAACACGGACGUUCAGGAGGUACAGUACACGUUUGACCUGCAGCUCGCUCAAGAGGAUGCAAAGAAGAUGGCUGUUAAGGAAGAGAAGUAUGACCCGGGCUACGAAGCAGCGUACGGCAGUGCAUACAGCGGAAACCUGUGUGAUAGGGAACCCUACAGCCUUCCUUCCAAUGGGCUAACAGCCAACAGUGCGGAGCUGAGAGGAGAAGCAGCUCCUGGCGACCCUGCAAAUGGGCAGUGGGUGGCACAGCAGUGCACAGACCAGACCCCAUCGUUCAGUAACUGUGGGACACACGAGCAGGAAGGAAGCCAUGCUUGA
Molecule: messenger RNA, 1278 nt
Organism: Chionomys nivalis (European snow vole)
Lineage: Eukaryota; Metazoa; Chordata; Mammalia; Rodentia; Cricetidae
Product: G/T mismatch-specific thymine DNA glycosylase-like
Exons: 2
Coding region: 1-1278 (425 amino acids)
Biological process (GO): base-excision repair, AP site formation
Cellular component (GO): nucleus
Molecular function (GO): mismatch base pair DNA N-glycosylase activity
Source: RefSeq, a predicted model, not a curated record